CCAAUGUGAAAAGCGUGGAGGGAGUUGUAAGCGGAGGGAUCAUACUGAAGCUCCUUUCGAACAUUUAUUCAGUUUGGAUUCUGAGUAACUAUGUUGCCAAUGAGAAAGAGGAGGAAUUGGAGGUGAGUAGAAGGGGGAAAAUGAACUAUAUUUUCGACGGGAAUGGAAAAACUGUGCUGGUUACCGGGGAUGGCGGGGAAGGCAAUGGUUUUGAUGUGGAGGACCAGCUUGAAAUGGAAGAGAAGAUCAAGGAAAUUAAGUUAAUGGCGAGGGAAGUUCGGAGAGUUGAGUCGGAGAAGAAAGAGGAAGAGGAUGAGGGUCUUGAAGUUGAUGAUGAAAGCUCGGUUUCUAGUACUAAUAGGAUUGGUAUUGAGAAAGAGAUUGGUUAUUGAAGCUGCAGAGUAGGAUUUCAGAUAGUAAUAAGGAUAGUUCAGCAGCGAUACGCAGCAACGCUCGUGGAAACUCUGCUGCUGGGAUCGCUAGGGAUGGCAAUAAGAAUGUGAAUCAAGGAAAUGAGGCAUUAGUGUUUAAGAAAAAGUUUAAGUAUAGAAGCCCUUCUACUAAGGUAACAAAGGCUCCCAAGGGCUUUUCAGGGACCCGAGAUAGUAAGGCAUCUAAUACAAUAGAGGAGGGUUCUGCUGUUAAGAGUAUGACUCAAGAUUCUGGAAGUGAUGCAACUGAUCAUGAAGGAGUAUUAUGUGAAGAUAAGCAGGUGAAUCAUCAGAAUGUUGUGACAGACAAAAGUACUUCUAGUGUUCCAUUGGAAGAAAGUGGAAAAGUCGUUGAUAACGAGUCCAGGGAAAUUUUAAAUCAUGGGAAGGAUUUGGAAGAAAAGAUGGAGACACCAAACAAGAAAACUGAAGUUCCAGCUAAAGCUAACAGCAAUGACAACGGUGGUGUCCAGGAGACUAGUGUUGGGAUGUCUUCACUUGAAGUAAUACAGUUAAACGACUCGAGUGAAACGAGGACACAGAAUUCUCAAUUUUUUGAGGAAGGAAACCGGGGCACUAGUCCUAUUCUGGAAAAGGAUAAUGUGCGCAGUGUAAAUGGAAGUUCAAGACAUGGAUUAGCUAAAAAAAAAUCAGCAGAUAACAGAGUCAAAGCUAAGCAAGCAAACACUAAGAUUGAUAUGUGGUGGUUGAACCUCCGUUAUGUUCUAGUGAUUCUCAUGCAAAGAGGUUCAAACGGAGAAGGAGGAAAAGGUCUCUAUAGUGUGAAGUUCACUUCUAAGGAGCAGGGACUAAGUGAUGGUUCCUAUACUGUUGCUUUUGAGGAUCAUGCUGAUGCUAACAACUUCUGUUUUCUACUGGAUUCGUUUUUCGAAGAUUUGGGUGAUUUUAGUGCCAAUGCAGUUCCUAUGUCAAUACAAGAACUGAGUGAAGAAAUAAUAUCACGAGCCAAGAAAGUAAUAGUUGUGAAAAAGAGGCAGCUUCAACUCUAUGCGGGGCAACUACUCACUGAUGUUGAGAUGGCCUUGUGCUCUAUCAUAGAACAAGAUCAAAAUGCGCCGUAAUUGACCACGUGGAGAUCAUUGGUACUUUAUCAAGUUCCAUAAAAAAAUUCUUAACACAGAAACAGCCAUUCUCACCACUAUUGGCGGUCAUGCACUCAUGCUAUUUGUUGACAUUUGGUGAAAAUUCAGAGUGAAGAGUGCUGGGUAAUAGUUGGAGUUAAUGGAUCCGGCAGCACAUAGUGAAGAGUGCUUGGUGACAGGUUUCCCUUCAUAAAGUUUUGUUUAAUCUUAGAAGCUUUUGUUUCUUACAAGUAGCAACAUAUCCCACCAAGGGAAGUGUCCAUUCUGGAGCCACUAGGUACGUGAUCUUAGCACAUCACAUCCGUUAUUUCUCUUUCUUUUUCACCAAAGGUGUCUAGACUCAUUGGGACACCCAACAUUUUCCAAUGUAAAGUCUGAAAUGGUGUUAUGGCACUAGGGUAAAACCAAAUAGAUCUAGUUUGGCACAAAUUUCUGUAACCAACAUUUGUUUAUAAAGCAAAGUGUUACCGAUUUGUCUUCAAUUUCUCAAAAAAGUUGUGGCAACAAUUUAUAAAUGUAUAAUCUGUCAAAUUUGACAAGAAUUUUAUUCUA
This is a messenger RNA of Lotus japonicus, 2086 nucleotides long. RefSeq lists its product as uncharacterized. The coding region runs from base 650 to 1513 and encodes 287 amino acids. The record is from RefSeq and is a predicted model, not a curated record. Lineage: Eukaryota; Viridiplantae; Streptophyta; Magnoliopsida; Fabales; Fabaceae. The transcript has 4 exons.